AUGGUCGGUGAGCAAGAGAAUGGAGGUUCGAUAACGAUUGGCAGACCAGACUGCACGCCUACGCUCUCGCUCGACCUCGAUCCACAAUGCAAAGCUCCUGCUUUACCAGAACAAGAACCAGGACCAUCCAACUCAAUAACCUCUACGAAGGACGAAGUCAUCAUUGAAACUAGCGAUGGAGUUUUUACUAAGCCGUUGUCGGUUAGCGUCUGAAUCGCUCUUCUUCCGCGCACUGUUUCACGGUUCCUACUUAGAAUCCAAGUCCAGCCGAGUGAGAUUGACUUGCGUAAACUCGUCCGAUUUCCGGGCGUGUCUUUCACUAACUGCUCAUAUGUACAAUGGCACGACACCAAAGUUCUCAGCAGAAGCUGCAAUGAAUCUGAUGGUAACCGCAUCGUUUCUGCAAAUGAGUACACUUAUGGAGGAAUUGAUAAACACGGUCGUCUCCUGUGUACAUCCAUCAAAUCGACUGGCUGCUUACCGAAAAUCUCUGAUACGGAGUGCCGUACUGUCAGAAAGGCUCUGGACCAGUAUCAUUAAAGAAUUUAGAUUGGUCAGUUCUCGGCUUAAAAAACCGCGGCUGCUUGAAGCCUCCAUACCCACUCCAGUGCUUCCUACAUCAUUGUCCGUCCCAGAAGAUAGAAGAUACUGA
This is a messenger RNA of Haemonchus placei, 652 nucleotides long. The record is from the annotation of a GenBank genome assembly. Lineage: Eukaryota; Metazoa; Nematoda; Chromadorea; Rhabditida; Trichostrongylidae.